Malaya genurostris is the source of this 606-nucleotide messenger RNA. RefSeq lists its product as uncharacterized. The transcript has 2 exons. The coding region runs from base 24 to 560 and encodes 178 amino acids. The record is from RefSeq and is a predicted model, not a curated record. Lineage: Eukaryota; Metazoa; Arthropoda; Insecta; Diptera; Culicidae.
AUUUCUGGAAAGAAAAACAGAAAAUGAAUCCUCUUACCAGUUUUGAAAAAAAGCUCUAUUCUAAAGUUCCGGAACAUCCUGGUGUUUGGAAACCACACCUCUACAGAGCAACACCAAUCCGAUCGUCCAUGGAUUCAAGCGAUCCUCAUCUGCUCGAUGGCUACAACUUUACCAAUAUUUUCCUUCAAGCACCAGCUGAGUUGCCCGUUUGGAAUCGAACGAAUGCAGAAGGUUAUGAACAAUUCGUUUCACGUCUCAACAAUCUACACAAUAGUAUUUAUCGACAAUACUUCGAAGGAAAAGAUCUAAAAAUACCUACAUUGUUGAAGGAUCAAUAUGAUUUGAGAAAUUCAACAUAUCGUAGACACUACUGUCAAUCAAUGAGAGAGCUUAAUUCGAUGAAGGUAAAAAGGAUGAACAUACGAGCCUGUAAGAUGGGCGUACCCUUGCCGGAUGGAUGGUUAUUCAAACCUACGUCAUCAGCGAAUGCACAUCGAAGCUGGGAAGAGCUGGCGGCAUUGGCAAAAGCAGCGAAUGCAAUGAAACAUAUUCAAGUUUGACAUGAAUACUUACUUAUGCCGUAAACUGUGAUAAAACGGAAGAGAC